Condylostylus longicornis is the source of this 2325-nucleotide messenger RNA. RefSeq names its product coiled-coil domain-containing protein 22 homolog. The coding region runs from base 114 to 1979 and encodes 621 amino acids. Gene Ontology annotation, molecular function: cullin family protein binding. Gene Ontology annotation, biological process: positive regulation of ubiquitin-dependent protein catabolic process. The record is from RefSeq and is a predicted model, not a curated record. The transcript is spliced from 8 exons. Lineage: Eukaryota; Metazoa; Arthropoda; Insecta; Diptera; Dolichopodidae.
UAAAUAAAAAAAGUGUAUUAUAAUUUUGUGCAAAUAAAUGUUCAAUUUUAAAAUAUUUUUUUUUAUUAUUAUUUAAAUUAGAGUAAUAUUUUUAGAUUUUUAUUUAUUAAACAAUGGAUGAAGUAGAUAACAUAAUAAUUCAUUCCCUAAAACAAAUAGGAUGUAAUAUAGAUGAUGAUGUGAUAAGUUUAUCAAGUUUUUCGCCCGAACUUCUUGUAGAGACCGUAUCAAAAUGCUUACAAUUGAUAAAGCCUAGUUCCAAUUUGCCAAAAAAUUUACCAUCAAAUAUGGCACAGAGAUUUAGUGUGUCAUCAACACUUGCAGAAGCAGUUCAGAGUGUUGGUUUUCGUGGUGAUAUAGGCUACCAAACAUUUCUUUACUCAAAUGUUACAGAGGUUAGGCGAGUUUUUAUGUUCCUUAUUGAACGUUUGCCAAAAGAAACGGAAAAAAUGCCUAUAAGUACACAACCACUUGAUAAGCUAACCCAAAUAGAGCACGAAAUUUAUUAUAAUAUGCGUAUUCAACUGAACAGUCCAUGGGUACCUUCUUAUUGCAAUAAAUAUGGUAUUCGACAUUUUAAUACAAAAAUUUAUUCUCUCAACUCAAGUGGAGCAAAAUUUAAGCCUCAAUUAAAUAUAAAUAUUCCGAAUCAAUUAGAUAAAACUAAAGAAGUUAUUCCACCCGAACUAAGUAAUUAUUGGUUGAAACGUUCGCCUAAUAUAUUUCAACAAACAAAUAUUUUAAAUAUAUGUCCAACAGUCAUACACAAAAAUGAUCUCGAUUGUUAUUAUGAUAAAAAUGAAAAUAGUGUUAAUGUUUAUGAUCGUACUGAGGAAUUGUUGCAAAAAAUUAUUUCGAAACGUAAAAAUUACGUUAUACCACAAAAGAUUAAUACCACAUCCGAGAAUUUGAUUGAUAAUAAGUUAACAAUACAUAAAACUCAAAGUGAUAGUAAAUUACUAAAACAACAAGCAUCAACAUCUAAAAUGGUGCAAUCAUCAUCAUCAUCACCAUCAUCGACCCAUAAAGUAUUAAACAACAAUCAAAAAGAAAAUGUCAAUUUAAUUAAGCCAUAUAGUCCAUUAGAAAGUUUAAAUUUAGAUGUAGAAAAAUUAAAAAAAUCAAUUGACGAUUUGUUAGCGAAACGGAAGGAAAUUCAACAAGAAUUAACACAAAUGAAACAAGUUCGUGUUGAACAUGAGGCACAAUUAUCUGAAAUUCAAAGCGAAAGGAAGAUAAAAGAACGCUCCAACAUAUUAUUGGAAAAUCCCGAUGUUAAUAUUGCCAAAAUGGAAAGUAUUAUUGCUGCAACAAACGAAAGAUUGAAAAAAUUACAAUUGCAAUGGGAAGAACAUCGUAAACCGUUAGUAGCUGCAUUGGAAAAAUCUAGAGCAAAAAAUGCAAACGUGAAUUCGCAAGUAAUGGACCAAAUUAGAAAUAUUAGAGAUAAACAAUCAGAAUUAGCUGAAGACUUGAAACUGAAAUCAACACUUCAUUCGCAAUUAGUUGUCCAAUUAGCAAAUAUAGAUAAAACUGUUAGUCGAAACGCUUAUACAACUCGAAUAUUAGAAAUUGUUGGUAAUAUUAGGAAGCAAAAAAAUGACAUUGAUAAAGUUCUUCGUGAUACAAGAGAAUUACAAAAACAAAUAAAUAAUAUAAGUGGUCAAUUGGAUCGUCAAUUUACUGUUACUGAUGAUUUACUUUUUAAAACUGCCAAACGUGAUGAAUAUUCAAAAAAAGCGUAUAAACUAUUAGCAACAUUACAUUCGGAUUGUAGUGAAUUAGUUCGCUUAGUACAGGAAACUGGUUCUGUAAUGCGCGAAGUACGUGAUUUAGAAGACCAAAUUGAAAAUGAGAAAUCACGUAAUGUAUCAAACAAUUUAGAAAAAAUAACGUAUGAUAUUAAACAGAUGGAGAAGUAUAGUAAAGAUUUACAGGAACAAAUUCGUAAGGUUGAAAAUCAAAUAACACAGGGUUAGGAUUAUUAUGUACAUAUAUAUAUAAAUAAAAUGUAAUUAAAACAGAGAAAAAUAUAAACAUAUUUUAAAUUUUGUUUGGAGUUACAAAAGAAUUAAAAAAGAUAAGUUGAAAAACAAAAACGAGGGUAAUUACGAAAAUAUGUUAAUUAAAUUAUUACUAAAUAGAAAAAAAUUUGUUUAAAGGGCCUUGUUAAAACAAAAAUUGUAAAAUUUAACUUUUAUAUUAUAUGAUAAUUUUUUGAAUGAAAGAAGACAUUCCUUAAAAAAUUCAUGCUAUUCUAAUCAGUUUGGUAAACUAUUUAGUACGUCUUAAAAAUAUCUUUUUAUACAUAUAUUUACUUUUUUG